AUGUCGGUAUUGUUUCUCUUCGGUCUAGCGGUUAUCGGCUUAGCGGCCCAGCCGGGCGAUGGCUCUACUCCGUACAAGAAUGACUACUACGUUGCCUGUACAGGCUACAAGCCUAACUGCGUGCAAGACAAGUGCGUCAGGUUCGGGCGGGGAGUUACCCUAUGUACAGAGUGCACCUCUGGAAAGGUGCCUAUCAAUGGCGGGUGCGUGGGGAAAGACGAUGCAGACUCAUCUAUAGAUAUAGCUAUCUGUGCUCAAGAAGAUGGUGGCAAUGGCGGACAGCGCUGCACGUCAUGCACUGGUGGAAAGGGAAGUAGAAGUGACGAUCCUAAUGCAGAGACAACUUACUUCCUAUUUUAUGGUGGUUGCUACAGCAAGGAUGAGUGGCCUGGCUCGCACAUCUGUAAGACUGUUUCAAGUGGUAUGUGUAGCGUUUGCGAAACAGACUAUGAAAAUGUUUUUACGAAUUCAGAUACUAAUGCUGAGGAAAAGUGUAUCCUGUGUGGUGAUACUGUUGGCUUCAAUGGUAAGGUUGGAAUGGAUGGUUGUUCAACCUGCGUUUCUUUAUCAGAAGAUCCUGCACCAAAUAAUGCUGCAAGCACUGCUAGUAUUCAGUGUACUUCUUGUUCAGCUGACGAUAAAGCUCCGAUCAAUGGCCAGUGUACAGACGUCGGCUCUAAUGAAUGCAAAAACGGAUACUGUACUCACUGUGCAGUUGGUUACGUCUACCAUAAGGGCGGAUGCUAUAAUAAGGAAAGUGGGGGAAACAAUAUAUGCGCUGAAGAAAAUCAGAUAAAUAUAGCUGGUUACUCUGCUUGCAAGCAGUGUGCUAAUACUAGCGAAGCACCCCACAAUGGAAACUGUGGGCCAACAACUGCAAGAGGGAGCUGUAACAAGGAUGUCAGUUCUGGCAAAUGCACAGCCUGUAAUAAAAACUUCCCAGGUCUUACCAUCUUUUUGUAUGAAGGAGGAUGUUAUAGUACUCGUGACCCCCUUGGCAGUAGCAUCUGUGUAGAAGCUUUCAACGGUAGAUGCACUACUUGUAAUGAAGCGCAAGGGUAUUAUAAGAAGGAUCCUGGGUGCAGUAGCUGUGAUGCCUCCAUUUCCAAUUGCGCCAUGUGCGUUCCUGGCUCUGAUGCUUCCAGCACUCCCAUCUGUAUUGGCUGUAAGGAUAGUAAGUAUGCAGCCGUGGGCGGUGCAUCCUGUGUUGACUCGUGUCCAGCAGAUAAUCCAGGUAGCUGCGAUGAAAAUGGUAUUUGCCGCUGCAGUUGUGGCUCAGGAACCUACUUAGACACUGGCACAAGUAGAUGCGAGCCAUGCGAUCCAGCUUGCGCAGAUUGCACAGGCUCUGGGCCCGAUAGGUGCAUAUCAUGUGCUUCGGGGAAGUACAUCAAGUAUAAUGACCUUGGCACGACUGAGUGUGUAGACUCCGCUGGAUGUGGUGAAGGGUAUUAUGGAGAUGAUACUAAUUAUGCUUGUACUCCAUGCGGUAUCGAAGGGUGCCAAACAUGUACCUUCAGCAACAGCAGAGUCAUGUGCACAAAGUGUUCCCAAGGAUUUGUUUCGGUAGAUAGUUCUUCGUGUGUAUCUCAGUGUAAUGGACCAAAUCAGCAACCAGAUGGUAGUGGCAGAUGCGUCUGUGCGGAGGGCUUUGAGCCCAGUAGUGAUGGCGCAUGCAUCGCUAGGAACACCUGUCCAUCAGACGCCACAGGGUGCUCGAGCUGCAGCGCAAGUGGCGAGUGCCUCUCAUGUGCGGACAGCAAUCACAACGUCCAGCCGAGCAAGAGAUCCUGCGCCUCAGGCUGUCCAAGCGGAUCAGAAUCAGUCGGCUCUCUCUGUAUAUGCAUGGAGGGGUACAUUCUCCAGGAUGACACAUGCGUCUCUCAGACCAGGAAGGCCAGCUCCAGCUCCACGACGAUCACCGUGGCAGUCGUUGUCUCCCUUCUCAUCAUAGCGGCCGUCGCCCUCGCAUGCUGGCUCGUCCUGCGGAGGCGGCGGGGAUCGAAGCCGAUCUCGAAGAAGAGGGCAGCGGCCGAGAACGUGGAGCUCAUGGGGACGGUGGACGAGUUCUAG
Giardia duodenalis is the source of this 2073-nucleotide messenger RNA. RefSeq names its product High cysteine membrane protein Group 1. The transcript has a single exon. The coding region runs from base 1 to 2073 and encodes 690 amino acids. The record is from RefSeq and is a predicted model, not a curated record. Lineage: Eukaryota; Fornicata; Diplomonadida; Hexamitidae.